Molecule: messenger RNA, 3175 nt
Organism: Wasmannia auropunctata (little fire ant)
Lineage: Eukaryota; Metazoa; Arthropoda; Insecta; Hymenoptera; Formicidae
Gene: Task6
Product: two pore potassium channel protein sup-9-like
Exons: 7
Coding region: 592-1701 (369 amino acids)
Biological process (GO): stabilization of membrane potential; potassium ion transmembrane transport
Cellular component (GO): membrane
Molecular function (GO): potassium ion leak channel activity
Source: RefSeq, a predicted model, not a curated record
GAAACGGGACAGGUGGACCAAGAUUAGAAAAGGGGAGAAAGGUAGACGGAAGAAACGAGGGAUAUAGAACAAGAUAGAGACCGACCGACCGACCGGCGGCGGUGGAGGAAGGUAUUGCUCAAGUAGUGCUCUGUGUAUGGUGCAGUGCGGUGCUGUGCUCGAGAGAGAGAAUGGCGUGGACGGAUUUCGCGUGUAUCUCGCCGUGACGUGGGAAGUCAGCUUUGAAAGCGUGGGGUGCUAAGCCGAGGAAUGGAGGGAACGUGGCAGUGGGAGCAGCGAAAGCACUGCCAUAUCAUUCUGCUCAACUCUUCGUCGUACCUAAAGGAGAACCCGGAACAAGUUGCAGUUUCAGAUGAACGAAAACGACUGCACGAUUGCUGCGGCAAGGAAGCAGACAUCCUGAGGACAAGGGACCGCGUGCCAAGUCUGUAGCGUUCGGUCAGGAAGAGAGGGGCCCUCGUCAAGUAUCACUUUGGAAGGAGAAGAAAGAAGGGGGGUCGUAAUGGGCCCGGCAACCCAAAUUGUAUCUCACUGAGCGAUGCGAGUAAUUAGGGCCAGGGCCCUGCUAGUGAGCAUGUGGCUCACUAGAGAAUGAAGAAGCAAAACGUCCGGACUUUAUCAUUAAUCGUCUUCACGCUUACCUAUCUCCUCGUCGGUGCUGCGAUCUUCGACGUGCUCGAGUCCGAGACGGAGAAAUUACGCAAAGAAGCGUUAGAUGCCGUCGAGAAAAUGGUCAUACGAAAAUACAAUAUAAGCGCGGACGACUUCAAGAUCAUGGAAACAGUGGUGCUGAAGACAGAACCUCACAAAGCUGGCCAACAGUGGAAGUUCGCCGGCGCGUUUUAUUACGCCACAACGGUCCUCACCACGAUAGGUUACGGACACUCGACGCCGAGCACCAUAUACGGCAAAUUGUUCACGAUGUGCUACGCGAUCAUCGGUAUCCCAUUAGGACUCGUAAUGUUCCAGAGUAUAGGAGAACGCGUGAAUAAGUUCUCGUCAGUCGUAAUACGGAACAUAAAGACGAUUCUAAACUGUAGGGACGUCCAGGCCUCGGAGAUAAAUCUCAUCUGCGUGGUAACGACGUUGUCGUGCCUGACUAUCGCCGGCGGCGCCGCCGCGUUCUCCAGGUACGAGGGGUGGUCCUACUUCGAUUCCAUUUACUAUUGCUUCAUCACCUUGACGACAAUCGGUUUCGGCGACAUGGUCGCGCUGCAGAAGGACAACGCGCUCAACCAGAAGCCCGAGUACGUGAUGUUCGCCCUAAUAUUUAUUCUCUUCGGCUUGGCGAUCGUGGCGGCCUCGCUUAAUUUGCUGGUAUUGAGAUUCGUGACUAUGAACACGGAGGAUGAAAGACGAGACGAAGCCGAAGCGUUACAGGCGGCCCAGGGCGCGGUGCGUCUCGAGGGCGAUGUGAUAACGGCGAACGGCUCGAUACUGUCCGGCCAACUUGGCAAUCACGGGAACGUGAUGUCAUUGGACGACGAGGCGUCGGUGUGCAGCUGCCGAUGCAGCGGCUUCCAGAGGAAGCGACGGAGACAGCGUUUCACGGUGCGUCGCUCGCCGGGCAAGAUCUCGCACUUGCUGCAGAUGCAACAGAUGUCGGCGUCGUCGAGCGUGCGGGACGGCGAGCCGUUGCCGCCGCCGCUCGUCCCGUUGCUGCCGUUACCGCCGCUGUAUCAGCACCGCGCCAGCAUCUGACGUUGCUCUGCUGCGAGGAGUGCGAUACUCCUGGACGAGCAGCAGAAUUAUUACCACGAGCAGCCGCGGCGGGUGUCCGUCUGAGGGGAGCGUGUGCCUCUGCCUGGCAGCUGGCGACUUCAACGAAUUUCAAUCGUCGUCGAGACGCGCUAUCAUCACCGCCACGAGUUCUCUUUUUCUCGCUCUUUCUCUCUUUCUCCUCUUCUCUCUUUCUCUCUCUCUCUCCCUUUUUCGCGUUCCGCUCUCGUCGAGCGAGUGUAAGAUUUUGUAUAGAUAGUCGAGAGAUCGGGAUCGGUUAGAAAUCGGAUCGCUGGAACUGUACAAUUUGGAUCGCGGAGUAACGACGGCGCCGGAUGCUUCUCCUCAACGAAAAUGUCUUGUCGUUUCGCGACGCGCGUACCCGCGCGCGACAACGUAUAACUCUUCCAUUUCGCUAUCGUAUCCGAGUUUAAUUCACGUUCGCGUAGCCGAGAAAUAUUAGGAUACUCGAUGUGCGAUGAAUGAAUUUCCGAUGCGUCUCCGCCACCGAGUGAGAAUACGACGAGUGAGAAAGCGAGAAUUGGGGCUCGGGAUGCCGAGAGACGUGGCUUUCCGUUCUGACGCUCUAGAUAAAUGGCUGUGUCGUUCGCCGGCAUCAUUGAGUGCGACGUGCGAUGAGAUUCUACACCGAUAUGAUAAGUCCGUAGCGACGUAGCUUACUUUUAGUCCUAAUGAUAAGUUUAUCUUCAAUCCUUUCUAGCCGAAGUUAUUAUAUUUUUCGCGAGAAGGAAUAUUACAUGUGUAAGGAUAUUUGCUGAAAUAUAACGUGUAAAAAAUAAGUACAGGCUCUCGCGUCUCCUUUUACAUUUAACAAUUUUCUUCGCCGAUUUGAGAUUAAUCUUUCCUCGAAAUAAAAAUUCGAUCGCAUUCCGUGACAAGUAUAAUACUCUCAAAGUAUAAUACACAUAUUAGAGCUCGAGAUUUCGAACAUCAGCUAGAGUACCGGCUUAGAGUACCGAGCGAGUAUAAUCCUUGCGCUCGCUUUCUGAUAUUCUCAUAUUUAUUCACCUCCUUAAGAGUAGUCCUACGAAUAGAACGAAGUAAUGUUGGAAUCACGUCGCAGGUGCGAUUACGCGGUGAACUGACUUUGAAAAGACACACGCAAACACACACACACACACACAUACACACACACACACACGCAUGUACAAAAGGCUGUGCGCGGGGAUAAUUAUGUAUCUUGCGAUCGAGAGGUACUCUCUGCGAAGACACGAAAAACGCGUUCGCGUGGGAAGGACGAAAGGGAGCGAAUGUGCGACGGGGUACAAAUGUCGGUGAGCGAAAUCACGAGCGAGUGCGAGCGAGUAUGCAUGGGAAUAUGUCGUCUGUGUGCAAAAAAAUGUAAGAAUGCGUGAAAAAAAAAUGCGAAUGCUAAAUAUACAUUCACGUUCUCGUGGGAGAGAGAGAAAAAUAUUACUAUACAGAGAUAUAAAUA